GUAUGCGAGCUUGAGCGAAGCUGAGAAGGAGCAGUGGCGGCGACAGCGUAACAUCUGGAACGACCUGCCCUGCGACGUCCAGCUGCCGUCGUAUCUGUGCAUGGUACCGCAGCCGCCAUCUCCCGUCAUGCCACCCAACCGUGAUACUGCCCUGCUUGAGCUCGCUGUCACCGUGUCUGGGGUCCACUACAAUUUGUACGGGACGCUUCUGACGUGGAACGAGGCCAAGGCCUGGUGCGAGGGCAACGGCCAAAGCGUCCUAGCAGACUUCAUCUCGAGCUCUGAAUACUUGGCGGUUGCGCGGGCUGCCAGUCACUGGGUUCAAGCGCAAGCGGCCUAUGGCGAGCCGGUCAUACAGAUGUGGUCGGGUUAUAACGCAGUUUCUUACGACACAUUUGGGAACAAGCUUGUGCUUGUGGCCAACGGCAGUUCCGCUGCAUCCCAGUACUGGGUUCCCAGCGAGUACAUGUUUUCGGGAUUGCAGUCUUCCCCGGAGUGUGCAUCCAUUGUCUUCAGCACGCAAGCACAGGCCAUGUUUGCCCUGGCUAGCAACUGCAACGCCACGAGGAUGCGGCCGUUGUGCCGCUCCACCCGUGCUGCGCUUUCCUCGGCGACGCCAACAGGGCCUGCGGCGGGGCCGCUGCCGGUGCGGUCGCUGUACGAGCUGCGCCAGUCGGUGUCGUACCAGAUCGCCCGGGGCGCCUACGUGUACACGCUCCUGACCGACCCCGCCCUGAGGGCCAGCUUCAUGCAGGCCCAGGCCAUGUGCCAGUUCAUGCCUGGCGCGCCCGGGACCCUGGCGACCAUCUACACACUAGAAGACCUGAACUUUUUUGCUGACGUUGCCGCGCGCGCGGAGGGCGACGCGCCGAACGUAUGGGUUGGAGCCGGAGACUUCCUGUCCCCAGACUCGCCGUACUGGUCCAUCGCCAACCUGGACGUGACCGCGAACGGCCUGGCGCCUGGCUGGCUGGACGACCCUGACCGUGUGGGCAACGAGACCGCCGCCUGCGCCUUCCUGGACACCUCCGCCCGCCCGCCCCGACUGCGCCGCGCGGCCUGCAGCUCGCGCUUUGCGGUGCUGUGCAUGUCAUCCAAUGUGCGCGGUGCACCCCAGCAUGUGGCGCUGGCGGAGGUGACCGGCGACGGCCUGCCUGAUGUGGUUGUGGCCACCAACUGCCCCUGGGACAACGGCGCCUCGAUCAUAGCGCUGCAGCAGCCCAGCCCCAGCCAGGCUGUCCUGCAGGCCGGGCCGGACGCCGACACCCUCAUCACGCCCUCCAUGUCCGUCCGCAUGUGCGGCGACGGAAUCCCCAUCUGGCAGCGCGAGGAAUGCGACAUGGGCGUGGACGGCACCCGCAUCUGCGACGAGUCCUGCCGCGUCACUCCGCGCUACGUGGUGCACGCCAGCGCUCGCGAGGCGUUCAUCACCGUGGGCGACGGCGACCUCACGCUGGACCACUGGGGCGUCAACUACAACCUGUACGGCCAGGUCCGCGGCUUUAGCGACCUGCGCGAGGCGCCCACCGACCCGCUGCUCUACCCCGGAUUCUUUGCCAACAGCGCCGACAACGUGUGUCCCGCCAGCCAGCCCGUGCCCGUGCACCGCGUCAAGAACCUGGCGGCCGGCUACCCCUUCCAGUACAGGGCGUUCCUGCGAACGGACCUGUCAACGCCUGCGCUGCCGACAUGGACGGACGUUGAGUCGGCGUCCGCCUCGGACCCCUCCUUCACCAACGCCACCUCCUCCUGCGGCUGCACGCCCGACAACCCCGGCGGCCAGCCCGUCAACCUCACAGUGGCGCAGCAAUUCCAGUCCAUCGCCAUCAGCUGGGUGGUGGGCAGCGCCUGCGAGGCGGGCGUGUCCGUGACCCGCAGCCUCAUCAACCCGCUCACGGGGUUGCCGCUCAACACCACCACCGUGGCGCAGCUGUCCAUCGGGCUGGAGUGCAGCGCGCAGUACCGGCCCUCAAAGACGGAGAUCGACGAGGACAUCGUCCGAGAUGACCUGCAGGUCGGCCUGACCUAUCGCUAUUGUGUGGUGGUGGCAUCCGCCGCCUCCUCGGCCUACUUCCUCAACGCAAGCGACCCGCUGAACCCCGACCGCUUCGUGUCCCAGCCCGAGUGCCGCGACGUGACAAUCCAGUGGGCAGGCCGGCUGACCGGCGAGGUCCGAACCAAGUUUGACACGCCCGCACCUGGCAUUCGCCUGACUGCCCGCCUGAUUGGCAGUCCAUACGUGGUCAGCGGCAUUACGGACGACAGUGGGCGCUACGAGCUGACGCUGCAGACCAACGUGCCCAACUGCGACCCCAUCGUCGCUCCGGAGACUUGCGUCAACCAGUUGAUCAGGCUGACCGCCAGCUCGCGCACCAAGCUGCGCAGCGGCCGAAUCAUCCCACACCAGUUCUCCAUCAACAACCGCCUGGGGGCGGCACAGACGCUGGCGCUGGCACACCUGCAAGUACAGGAGGGUGUCCGUAUCCUGGAUGAGACGUCACUUCCCGUUGCGGGCUUUGUUAGAUGGCCGGGCACGCCCGCCAACUCGGGCUACAAUCAGCCACGCGGCUGUCCGAUCCGCGACGCCCAGGUGUGCGCCGUGAACCACCGUGACAACGUAACGAUCAGCUGCGCCACUUCUGACCCUGAUGGCUCCUUCCUGGUGGUGGCGGGCAUCGGGGCGUACGUGCGGCUGACCGCCAAGUACGGCAACCACUCCUUCGCCAUCAACAUGCCGGGCGGCCUGCCGGUCGAGGACACGGGCGCGUUUGAGAUCAUGGCGCCGGUGUAUGACGUUGACAUCCGGAACACGCAGACCCGCACGCUGCGGGUGGGGCUGGUGGGCGGGCUGUGCCGCUACGCGCUGGGCAAGCCACAGCUGCAGUUCACGGCCUACCAGUGCGAGGACCAGAGCGGCCAGCGACCGCUAUAUCGCCGCGUUGACUUGGACCCCGCCCAGCCGUACACCGACCUCGUCCUUCCUGCCCUGGCCUGGGAGGUGCAGUACGUGGACGUGAAGGACCCCAUCCCAGACCUCAACACGCAAGCCGUGUUUCAGUACCUGCUCAUUACCAACCAGAUCUCCAAAUUUGCCAACCUAAGUGCGAACACCGACUCCGCGGCGCCGCCCACGACGCUGACCUGGGAGUUCUUGGCGCCGAAUGACAUUGAGGUCGACGUGUGCCGCAACGUCAAGGGCAAUGCUGUGCUUUGCGGCGACAUGAGCCUCACACGCCAGUGCGCUGGAACCACAUCGGCGGCCGCCAUCAAGGCCGUGUACGACGCCUUCCAGCCGCCCGACAGCGCGCUGGUGGGCAAGGACGUGGUGCUGCUGAGGCGAGGUGCUCAGUACAAGAUGCGAAUGCGGCUUUUCGGCCAGUACGGCAGGCUGCGGUGCGACAACGUGUCAGCCAGCAUUUUCAUGCAGGACAGCAUCAGCGGGGAGGUGGAGACCAACAGGUGCAGCGUGAAGAACCGCGGGUGCAGCAAUGAGGUGGACUAUCAGACCAUCACCAACACCUCCGAGUACAUGUACGACCUAGUGCCGCUCGCCAUCAACUUCGGGGCGAUGACGGCAUACUCGUCGCCGCUGUCCAUUGUGGCGGAAAGCACCGGCUGGCCCUCGCGCUCCUUCCUGCUCUACUCCAUCGUGGAGGGCACGGAGGACCGGCUGGGCACGGGCUACAUCGAGGUGCCCAUCCCCGUGCCGCUGCUCAUUCUUCGCGACCCACCAGGCGACCGCUCUUACGCCACGCUGGACAGCUCCAUCUCCACAGCUGUGAAGCUGUCCAUGGUCAACCACGACCACCUCACAUGCGGCGGACCAAACGAAAAAGAAAUCCUGACCAAAGCGUUGCCGGUGCGUGUGAAUUUGCUGAAUGCACUACCAACGUACAAGUUCACCCGUAGUCCUGAGCAACUUGCCAAAGGCAUGGCAAAGCAUGCAGAAUAUGCGGCUUCGCUCACGGAGUUAAUGCCCACAGAGAAAUUGAAGAUAGGCUUCUUCAGAAAGCGCAUCAACCGGGUCAAGGAACUCUUCUCCAUGAGCAACAUCAAGAGGACCAUGGGUGAUGUGCUCAAGUCCUCUGAGCGCAAUCUGUUUAAGCUCCUGAAGGGAGGCUAUAAGUAUGCGACCAGUGCAAAUGACGGAGCCAGCGCUUACGACAGUGAUAAUGACCGUCCUGCCGACCCUGCUAAGCUGGAGCAGGGACGAGGUGGUGCGCUCACAUGGAGGGAGCUUGGGGCCGACCUGCCCAGCUCAGCUUCUGGCCAGCAAGUCCAAGACAAAGUCAAAGGGGUGAUUGAAGAGAUCUUCAAACAAGCUGACGCUGACGUGGACCCGGAGCUGGUGCUGGCGGGUCUCGAGCAGAUGCUGGACAUGGAUGAGGCCCGCCCGGAGGAGUUGAUGGCGCUUCUGGUGAAGAGGGUGGACGAGUUUGGAAAAGAAAUGGCAGCGAGCUCUCGGCCACUUGAUGUGAACCUGCGGGCACUCACAGUCGCCUUUUCCAAGGACCCGUACUCUAUGGGGCCAGGCUCAAGAUCCGUGAAAGGCAAAGACAGCGCUGUCCCAGAGUACUACCGGUCAGAAGCACCGGACUUUGAACUCAACCCAUCGGGGCUCGACGCAAUUCAGCCACAGUGCGCCAAGUCGACGCUUGGGAUCGGGUUUGACAUUGACAUGGGUCAAUGCGCUGGGCUUGGAGUGAGCGUGUGCGCUCCACUGCUGCGGGACCGCGGCCAGGCUGGCAUCGUGACUGAAAAGGCUUGGUACAACGAUGAGGAGGAAGAUAGUUCCUAUAAGCUUACCAUCACCCGCGCGGAGGGCUUCUCCACUCCCAAGGAGAGCACGCCGGAGCUGGUGGGUGGCGACGCCGACAUGAUCCUGGCGCCCACCUUCGCCAUCAUGUUCACGCUUCAGGACCGGCUGCAGUUCGACACCAAGACCUGCACACCCACAGCCACCAUGGGCAUCCCCGGCUGGAACGUGCGCGAGGACGCGCAUGGCACUGCCUGGCACAGCGUGUGGCACAUCAAGAACGUGGUCGUGCCGGAGCUGCAGAAGCGGUUGGCAGGCGAGCAGGCCAAAGCGGCGGCGGCGCAGAACCCCAGCGUCAUCAACAACCUGAAGGAGGGCAUGGCGGGCUGGCAGAACAUCCUCAAGGUCUACAACGACCUCAAUGCUCUUGCGACGGAACGCGAGGAGGAGCUGCCGUCCUACCAGCUGGAGCAGCAGGACGUGAACGGGCUGACUCAGGGCACCAUCGAGGGCAUCUGGCACACCACCCUGGACGACCACCCGGACAGGCACAUGGAGGCGUACGAGGGUCGCACCAUCGACUGGGAGCGGCUGGAGAAGUCGCCGGUGUGGAAGCAGGGCUACUUCGAGGGCGCGGAGAAGCUGCAGAGCCUGAUGCUGCGCACCCAGAGGUACAUGGACGCCUCGGCCACCCGGGGCAACGUGGUGUUGCGGCCGCACCAGAAGGCGGCGGUGGGCGGCAUCGUGGCGGGCAAGCAGCUGGACCAGCUGAACCGGGUGUACGGCACCAACUUCAACACCUUCUCCUUCAGUGGCGGAGGCGGCAGCUACACCUACAGCCUCACCUCGGCCAGCACGCUCAGCACCAAGAUAGGCUUCAGCAUCAGCUUCAAGGACAUGUUCGGGUUCCAGGGUGGCGGCGGCGGAGGCACAGGAUUCUGGAUGGAAUCGUAUGAUGAGAACCUGUACGGCUUCGAGCUGGAGUUCAACAGCCAGCUGCUGCAGGAGACGGAGCGGGAGCGGGUGGUGACGGUGCACUUUGAGGACAAGGACGUGGGGGACAGCUUCCUAGUCAAGAUCCGUCCCGACACGGCGUACGGCACGCCCAUGUUUGAGCUGCUGGCGGGGCGCAGCAAGUGCCCCUACGAGCCCGGCACGCUGCAGCGCGAGCUGGCGCGUGUGUCUGUGCUGGGCGGCCUGAACGUGCAGCAGAACAUCAAGCAGGGCGACAGCACCGUGUACGAGCUGCUCAUCGAGAACAGGAGCGGCACCGACGAGCCGGUGGCGAUGCAGCUGGGCCCCGACCUGGCCACCAACAACGCAAACAUGCAGCUGCAGCUCAUGGGAGCACCCUGGAUCGAGCCCGUGCCGUACAAGCUGCGCGGUCCCAUCGCCACCCAGACCAAGGCGGUUGUGACGGCCCGCUGCGGCCCGCGCUACCUAACCUCCGCCGUCGACAUCGUGUCCACAGGCACCUGCGACGCAGCCGAGUUUUCGCGCACGCCGCUGACGCUCAAGUGCUACAGCGUGUGUCCCGAGGUCCGCUGGCCCCAGGCCUGGCCCCUGACUGUGCCCCUGAUCUACAAUGCGACCGAUGCCCUGAACAAGAGGAACAUCACGCUGACGCUCUUCAACCCGAACUACGCCACCCAGAAGUGGGCCACGCACCCGCGGCUGGCCACAAACGUUACCAUGAUUCAAAUUGAGUACGUGAACACGGUCAGCAGCGGCGGGCUGUGGACUCCAGUGCGAAGCCUCAACGGGAGCGCUGUCAAUUUUGCCAAGAUUGAGGACGCCGCAUUUGGGUUCGCCACGUUCCAAUGGCCGGCUUGGCAGUUCCUGACCAGCGAGGGCGACUACCUGCUGCGCUACGUGGUGUACUGCGACAUCCUGGUGGGCGGCGGCAUGGACAGCCGCUACGAGGGCAGCCCCAUCUCCCUGCACGUGGACCGCACCACGCCCUGGCCCGUACACAACUCCCUCACGCCCUACGACAUGACCUACCUGCCGGGCGACGAGAUCUAUGUGGACUUUAGUGAGCCCUUGGACUGCCGGCAGCCCUUCGCCUUCUGGUGGCUGGGCUUGCAGGCCGACGGCCUCGCCAACCGUACCUUCAGCCAGCAGACAGGUGACUUCAUCCCCACCUGCUCGGGCCGGCGCAUCUCGUUCUCGUGGAACCCCUUCAACCGCCCCACGCCGCUGACCAACGGCCAGAACGUCAGCCUGCAGCUGGGCGGUGUGCGCGACCUGGCGGGCAAUGUGCAGACGCGCGCCGUCAACAUCACCUUUGUCACCGGCACACUCGCACCCAACGCGCCCAUCCGCCUCAACUUUGCCAUGGGCCCGCUGCCCACCACCGUGCGCCGCCUGCUCUUCGCCAACGGGCCGGGCGCCGCCGGCUCCAGCCUGCCGCACCAGCUGCCGCACCGCCUGGCGCUGCGCGACUACACGGAGGAGUCCCUCGCCGCGGAGCUGGCCUCGCGCCUGGCCGCGCGCCGCCGCCUGCUGGCAGAGCUGAACGCGCUGCUGGGCGAGUGCCUGGGGCCGUGGCCGCGCGGCCCCGAGGCGCCGGGUGUGGUGGCCAGCAGCGUGGUGCAGGACGAGGACGUGGCGACCAUGGUGGUGGAGCUGCAGGCGUUCGGCAUACUGGAGAGCGAGGAGGAGGACAGGGUGGGCUCGGGCGAGGACGCGGGUCUGGGCGGGCCGCGCAAGGACGCGGUGUGGGUGGCGGAGCGGCUGGUGGCGGCGGCCGCCGACAACACGUCGUGCCUGGCCACGCGGCUGCAGCGGGCGUACGCGCCGGUGCGGAGCGUGUUUGCGCACCGCAGCCCCGAGCGGCAGCUGCUGGACGGCUGGAGCAGUGAGGAGGUGGCGGUGGCGCGCAGGCGUGCAGCAGCCGAGGCGCGGGCCAAGGGCCUGCCGGGCGCCUGGCUGGGCGCGGUGCAGUCGCUGCAGGCUGAGGCGCAAGCAGCGGCGGAGGCGCUUGCGCAGGUGGCGGAGCGGGCCCUGAAGAGUAUGCUGGGUGAGCCUGAGAGCGCUGCAGCAGACCCCGGCACUGUAAGCACUGACGCUGCCUCAGACAAGCAAGAGCCGUAUGAUGGGGACAAGCAGCUGGUGGCGGCGGCUGGAGCAGUGGCCGCCGCCGCUGUGACGUCCGACACGUCAGCUGCUGCUCUCGCCCCUGCCCUGGUCUCCGGCAGCAGGCGGCAGGGCACUGGCAAUGAGGAGCAGCAGCCGCAAGUGGCGGCUGUGUCUCGCCGCAGCAUGGUGACGCAGCAGCGGCAGCAACGGCAGCAGCGCUCUGCUGGUGGGGAGGCCGCAGCAGCAGGCGAUGCAGGUGUCGCAAGCGGCAGCAGCUGGCUGUGGGCCCGUGUCGCCAACAGCAGCGGCGGCGGCGGGCGGGGUGUGCUGCUGGGUCUGCUGCUGGCAGGCAACCUGGUGGCGCUGGCGGCGGUGGCGGGCAUAUGGCGGGCCAGGAGGCAGCGUCGUCGCAACGUUGCUACGGCUUCGGCUGUUACGGCCUCUGUGGUAGUGCAGUAGUCAGCUGCCCGACAUUACAGCGCGACAUUACCCAAAACUGAGGCGCUCGUGUAGCAGGAUGGCAAGGCACUUGCGGAGCUAAAGGUCCUUUUUUGAUGCAUAAUCGUUAUUGCCUAUUGCAUGUAAAUAGGCGGCAGCGGCAGGGGUGUUGAGAGGUAGUGACGAAGUGCCGGGUGUCGAAGUCACUGAACACAUAGAGAAUGCCGCAAUGUGGUCGAACGAAGCAACGUCAUCUUCGCUGAACAAGCCCGCAUCCAAGCAUCAUACCAUGCACACGAACUGCAUGCAGCUCUUCUCCCUUUUUGCACAAUGGAUGUUACUAUCAUAUCGCAUUGGUGCAGUUACGUUUCCCCUUGCCGCCGCGGAGCCUUCAGUGUGACGAAGUCGGCGGUGGUGGCUUAAAUGCACUGCCGCCCAUGUCAUUGCGCGUGCCUGACAUUUUGAUGAAUCGGCUGUGCAUGCCAUCGCUGCCGGAGGUCGGUACAUACGGUGUGUGUGUCUGCACCUGGUUCAGUGCUGCUGGUGGGUGCCCAGUCUAGCGCCUGGGUCAUUAAAUUCAAAGCGUAUACAUAUGUCCGCAGCCUUUUCCUGUUCUCCUGGUCUCGGAGGUGGCUGCCUCUGGCCCCAUACAUAGUGAUGGUUAUUUUUUGUUUGCAGGUUUUGGUGCAUACCGCAAGCGGGUUAUCAUAGUGUGCACCGUGAUCCGAUUCAAUGUCCUGAAGGAUGUUCCGUCCUGAAAUUGUUGCGAACGUGCCGAAAGUGGUAGUAAUUGUAGAGGGGCUCUGCCUGCUGUCACACCUACCGUUAGGUCCGACCGGCGUACGGGGUUGCAGUGGCAGUUUCCUGACAUGCAACCGCGCAUUCGCGCAGUGAUGGCGGCAUCUGGCACUUGACACAUGGUAGGUUACAGACACCGCGGCCUUUACAUUGGCCAGCCAUCAGCGCCAUCGAGGCCUGUGUGCGAGCGGUUAGGGCGUCGAGCGUUGAAAGGGAGUGUUGAGCGGUUGAAGAAACCCUAGUACAGCCUUCUUGUUUUAGCUUUACGAGUUAAAUUGGUACUCGCUCGGCGCGGAUUGGAAACGGACUGAGAAGGCGCCCGGCCCCACUUGAGGCAGGGCUGCUAUGCGGUCGUCAUGGGCCGUCCUUCCACCCCGUUUGUGAACUCUUAGUACGCCGGUCUGCUUGAUACGUGGAUGCAUUCAUUUUAAGAUUGUGCCCUGCUGCCGCCGCUCGGUCGCCAUAGCCAGGAGGGCGGGGGUUCGGAAGCAACGUGUUGAGACUUGACAACUUUACUGCGCAACAGGUGCAGCGCGUGGGUGCAGCGCUCACCGCUAAUUGG
Messenger RNA from Chlamydomonas reinhardtii, 9635 nucleotides. RefSeq lists its product as uncharacterized. The record is from RefSeq and is a predicted model, not a curated record. The coding region runs from base 128 to 8296 and encodes 2722 amino acids. The transcript is spliced from 61 exons. NCBI's taxonomy places the organism in Eukaryota, Viridiplantae, Chlorophyta, Chlorophyceae, Chlamydomonadales, Chlamydomonadaceae.